GUGCUGUGUGCUGUGCGUGUUCGAAUUAAAGGUCGUCUGAGCAAAUCAUCAUUAUAUUCGGGAGUUUUGUUUUAUAAGAAGACCACUGUGUCGAUCGUCUUCGUGUUCGUGUUCCUGCUGCUGAAUUAAACAAAUUAUUUAAUAGAAAGGGGAAUUAGGGUUUCUGAUUUAAUUUGGGGAUUGAUUGCUGAAUUAAUUCGUGUUCUUGUUGGUGUUCGUAAUUAAUUAUUGAUGGCUGGAAACCCUAAUCAUUUCUGGGGCAUGCUUCACUCUUCACAAUCAUCCUCUCAUUCUUCUUCUUCUUCUGCUCAUCAUUUUCCUGCAAUUAGGUCUUGGAGCCAACUCCUUCUGGGAGGAUUGGCAGGUGGAGACGAAGAUAAUUGGGAGGAUCAUCAUCAUCAUCAUCAUCAAGUUUUGGAUAUGAAUCCAUCUGAUAAUUUGAUUAGGGUUUCUGCAGAUGACGAUGAUGUGAAGCAAGAAAAACUAUUAUUCACUCCACCUCAAUCUAAUCAAUUAUCCACUACUUAUUACAAUCUCAACCUCAUCGAUCAGACCAAUACUACAAACAAUAAUUCCACCUGGCCUCCAUUGAUUUCUUCCCCAAACGAUUCAUGUUCCAGCAAAACUUCUUCACCAGCCUUCACCAUCCCUUCCUCCGCCGCUCUGCCGCCGCCGUCAGGGAAGAGACGCCAGAACAGUGAUCAUCCUGAUCAGUGCAAGAGCAAAGGGAAUGGUUGGGUGCAACCCAAGAAGCCUAGGGUACAACACUCUUCAGCACAGCCAGCUCUCAAGGUGAGGAAGGAGAAAUUAGGGAACAGAAUAACAGCACUUCACCAACUAGUUUCCCCUUUUGGAAAGACUGAUACAGCUUCUGUGCUGUCCGAAGCCAUUGGCUACAUAAGAUUCCUCCAGUCUCAAAUUGAGGCAUUGAGCUCUCCUUACAUGCCAAGUUCAAACACAAUUGUUCACCACCAUUCUUUCAUGAAUGAGCAUAUGAAUAUGGAUGGCAGAGGAAACCCUAUUCAGGACUUGACCAGCAGAGGGCUGUGUCUAGUUCCCAUCUCCUGCACCCAACACGUGGCCGACGACAGCGCCGCCGAUUUCUGGGCUCCGGCGGCGGCGCCGGCGGAGGCUUCUGAAUUCCGCAAUGCAAGGAGGGACGACGUCGUUUCAUCAUAUUCGAACACAGAGCUGCUCUGUAAUAACAUCAGCAGCAGCUAUUCUAGGAAGCUUAGGCUCUCUGACUAACUCAUCUCAUUAGUUGCUUCUUCAAGUACUUUUACAAUUGUUUAAUAAUUAUAUAUAUAUUUGACAUUCAUUGAUAUUACUAGUCAAUAAUGACGUGAUAACCCUUUUAUGCUUAGCAAGUCUGCUUACAUAAAUAUUUUUUAAGAAAGGCCCUUAUUAC
Andrographis paniculata is the source of this 1408-nucleotide messenger RNA. Its product is annotated as transcription factor bHLH133-like. NCBI's taxonomy places the organism in Eukaryota, Viridiplantae, Streptophyta, Magnoliopsida, Lamiales, Acanthaceae. Bases 232 to 1248 code for a protein of 338 amino acids. Gene Ontology annotation, biological process: regulation of transcription by RNA polymerase II. The record is from RefSeq and is a predicted model, not a curated record. The transcript has 8 exons. Gene Ontology annotation, cellular component: nucleus. Gene Ontology annotation, molecular function: DNA-binding transcription factor activity, RNA polymerase II-specific; protein dimerization activity; RNA polymerase II cis-regulatory region sequence-specific DNA binding.